CUUCAUCCUAAUAUCGAAAUGCAAUCGAUAAUGUCGAUAUCUAACGCUUUCCAUGCGCACAUCUCUGGCUGCCGCGCAUAGCUUUGAAGCUUUUUUGGUCCUAACAGUUUGCGUUUGUCUACGCACCGCAUUCCAUUAGUCCUGUCUGUGAUGCUGUAGAUGCUGUAUCUCAGCACUGUAAACAAAUCACGCACGUGCUAUAAAUAACUGUUAGUACACAGUAGCUCACUCACAUAUCAAUUGAAACAGUGCAACUAUUUAAUUUUUUUGUCGAUUAUUAACGAAACAAUCACUUGAAUUUACGCGCCAAAUAACAUAUCAUAAUGAAAAUGCAUUUACACAACUUAAAGUAAAUGCCCAAGUCUUAAAUGUACAAUGCGUAGUCCAGGAUGGUGAUGGGUGAUGGGUUUCUGGGAUGGUGAAGGAUAGCUGUUGGCAGAAUGACGACCGCCAACAUUGACUACGACUAUUUGCUCAAGUUUCUGGUGCUCGGUGACUCCGGCGUGGGCAAGACCUGCCUGCUCUAUCAAUAUACAGACGGAAGGUUCCACACGCAGUUCAUAUCGACCGUUGGCAUCGACUUUCGGGAGAAGCGGCUGGUCUACAGCUCACGUGGUAGACGACAUCGCAUCCACUUGCAGAUUUGGGAUACGGCCGGACAGGAGCGCUUUCGCUCGCUGACGACGGCUUUCUAUCGGGAUGCGAUGGGCUUUCUACUCAUCUUCGAUCUGACCAGCCAGAAGUCCUUUCUGGAGAUCACCAAUUGGCUGGAACAGCUGCGCAUGCACGCCUACACAGAAGAUCCGGACGUAGUGCUCUGUGGCAACAAAUGUGAUCUACUGCAGCUGCGCGUCGUCAGCCGGGAGCAGGUCGCCGCUCUGGCUCAACGCUAUCGUCUGCCCUACAUCGAGACGAGCGCCUGCACCGGAGCCAACAUACAGCAGGCGGUUGAGCUGCUCGUUGGCCGUGUUAUGGAACGGAUAGAGAAUGCUGUCUCCAAUCGUGACUUCACCCUGCUAAUGGCCCAGUCCCGUCGACUACCCAACAUCGCCUACGGCCCGGAUAUAGUUAGACUGCAUCAAGCCAAUGGGAGUGCCCCCCGACGCAAUCGCAACUGCAAUUGCUAAACUUAUCCGGUUUGCCAGAUAGCAAUUUGGAAUUUUUAACUGGAUCCGUUCAAUUUUUUGUAAUUGCUCGACGAAUCCAGAAAGCUGCAAUUGCUUGAUAUAUCAUCUGGCUAUUCAGAUAACUUUUGGCCAAACUAUGACAAACUUUAUUCCGUUAAUCCGUUUAUCUAUGUGUGUUGACUGUAAAUAAAUGUUGCUUGUUGACUAAA
Messenger RNA from Drosophila arizonae, 1336 nucleotides. RefSeq names its product RAS oncogene family member Rab27 (gene Rab27). Gene Ontology annotation, molecular function: GTPase activity; GTP binding. Lineage: Eukaryota; Metazoa; Arthropoda; Insecta; Diptera; Drosophilidae. The record is from RefSeq and is a predicted model, not a curated record.